Lolium perenne is the source of this 1636-nucleotide messenger RNA. RefSeq lists its product as uncharacterized. The record is from RefSeq and is a predicted model, not a curated record. Lineage: Eukaryota; Viridiplantae; Streptophyta; Magnoliopsida; Poales; Poaceae.
AGACUUCGGACUGAUUGAGAAUUUCAGUCUCGUUUUAGAUUAGUAACUGUAGUAGGAAAUCCACAUCCGUUCCUCGCUCUCAGUGCAGUCGUCCACCACGAACGAACCGCCGUCGCCUCCAUCCUCAGAUCGGCACCAGUGAGGAGGUCUCCGGGAUGCCCCUCCGCCGGAGCCCGCGCCUCCAUCCCCAGAUCCACGCGACCGGGAAUGGCGUCGGGAUGACCCGCCGCGGCAAAUCGCCGGCGGAUCCCGAAUCCCUGCCGCUCAACGAGGACAUGCUCCGGGAGAUCCUCCUCCGCAUCCCGCCGCAGCCAUCCUCCCUCCUGCGGGCCUCCGCCGUCUGCAAGCACUGGCGAGGCCAAGUCACCGACCCCCGGUUCCUCCGCCGCUUCCGCGCCCACCAAGGGAGCCCCACAUCUGGGGCAUCAAGUUCAGAUCCACCUUAGGCCCUCCAGACCGCAUUCCUCCGGAGCGCUUCGACCUGCAACAUCAAAUUGACCGCCGCAGCGGGAUCCGUCUCGGUCUGCUCGGGUGCCGCCACGGCCGCGUCCUCUUGUUGGAUGAUAAGUGCAAUAAGGUCAUUGUGUGCGACCCCAUCACCGGCGAGCACCACCGCCUUGACGUUCCACCAGCGUUCAGAGGGUUCAACAUCUAUGGGGCUGUGCUCUGCGCUGCCGUGGACCAGGGCCACGUGCACGGCAGCUGCCACUCGAGCCCAUUCAACGUGGUCUUGAUGUCCCUCUCGCGAGGCGGAGACAAAGAUGAGUAUGAUGACGAACAUGACUACGGCGAUACAUCACCCAUGGCUUGUGUGUACUCUUCGGAGACUGCCGUUUGGGGCAACCUUAUCUCAACGAUGGAUCGAUGUGAGCUUGAUGAGGUUAAUCCUGGAAUCCUUAUUGGUAACGCUCUUUACUGGUCCUCUAAGAGUGUGAUUCCGAACAGAAAUGUUUUGCAUUUGGAUUAUUUGGCAGACGACGUAGUUGAGUUUGAUUUGGAUAGGCAGAGCCUAGCUGUGAUCAAGGGGCCUCCAUGUCUUAAUGGCUCCCUCAGACAUCAAAUAAUCAGGGCAGAGGAUGAUGCUCUCGGUCUCGCUAUAUUUUCCCACGGUAGAUUCGAGGUGUGGCAGAGGUGGGUCAGUUGUCAUGGUGGUACUACAUGGUUGCUGCACAACGCCUUUGAAGUGCAUACCCUUCUUGGGCUCCCUCCUCAGAUUGAGGGAUCGAUGAGAACGAUGGAAAUACUGGGGUAUGAUGAGGAUAACCGUGCAAUCAUUGUAUUUGUAGAUGGCAAUGUCUACAUGGUUCAACCUAUGUCCAUGCAGUUCAGAAAACUUUAUGAAAGCGCUUAUCCUAUCAAGUGUCAUCCUUUUGCAUGUUUCUAUGCACCAGACGUGGCUAUUCCUGGUGGAUGCAAUGGAGUUGAAAUAUUGCAAGAUGCAUAGAGUGACUGUCGGUUUCAUGUUCCGAGGUGCUGGAAUUGUCAGGUGAAGUACCGGCUGCUGCAGUUCCUAUGUGCUAUCCGGAGGAACUUGCUGAACAUAUGCCUUGGUCUAUCUAAGUUUCUAAUGUAACAAGAUGCUAUAUUAAUAACUAAUAAAGGGGAGUUCAGCUUCCCCAGCUUAUAAUUUGACUCA